UACAAUGAAAUUGGAAAUGCGGCCCCACCACUUGGUGUAUCUUAAUUUGCCAUGGUGUAAAAUAUACCUGUGGUUGCAAAUUCAGUUGUUACUGAUGUGUGUCAGAUAAAACACCUACAGAAUGAGUGAUAACAAUAAGAAAAUGGGUUUGGACAAUCCGGCUUUCGAGUCCGGUAAUGAGGUCUUUACGAAGACCAAUGGAACGGUUGAAGACCCGGAAAACAAGGGCGACGAGCGCGAAAGGGCGCAAUGGGGCAACGGGCUCGAGUUCCUCAUGUCUUGUGUGGCAAUGUCAGUGGGUUUGGGCAACAUUUGGCGAUUUCCCUUCACAGCGUACGAAAAUGGCGGAGGCGCUUUCCUCAUCCCUUACAUAAUAAUCCUCACAUUAAUCGGACGCCCUUUAUACUACAUGGAAAUGUCCCUCGGACAGUUUUCCAACCGUGGCAACAUCAGAUUUUUCAAAUCGCUAAGUCCCUACCUUAAAGGAGUCGGGUAUGCACAAGUGAUCGGAGCUGGUUUUGUGGCAACUUAUUACUGUUGCCUUAUGGCAAUAACGUUAUUUUAUUUGGUCAAUUCAUUCACCGGGGAUUUACCCUGGAGUACGUGUAAAGAGGAAUGGUUGGCAGACCUGGACAAGGAGCACAAACAAUGCGUCGAUGCUAUUGCCACCACUAGUAACAAUACGAAAGCGAAUUAUACUGCAGUGAGCUCGUCCGAAGUGUAUUUCACAAAAGAAGUUUUGAAAGAAAUCACGGACAUUAGCGACGGUAUUGGCACGCCUGAGUGGCGUUUAACCCUCUGUUUGCUCGCCUCCUGGAUUAUCACAUUCCUCGUAUCAGUCAAAGGGGUCCAGAGCUCGGGGAAAGCCUCAUAUUUCCUCGCCCUCUUCCCUUACGUCAUUAUGAUAACUCUAUUAAUUCGAGCCGCCACGCUAGAGGGCGCCGCUGACGGAAUGUACUAUUUUAUCAAAACUGAUUGGGCGAAACUCGCCGAAGCUGACGUGUGGUACGCCGCAGUCACUCAGUGUUUUUUCUCACUGAAUGUUGGUUUCGGCUCAAUUAUCAUGUUCGCAUCUUAUAAUAAUUUCGAACAUAAUAUAAACAGGGAUGCGCUCAUUGUUACCACCCUUGACACGUUCACGUCCCUGCUGUCGGGAGCCACAAUUUUCGGUUUUUUAGGCAACCUGGCACACAAUAUGGGGGUAACCCCCGAUUUGGUUAUAAAGUCGGGGGGCACAGGCCUUGCGUUUAUUUCCUACCCUGACGCUAUUGCCAAAAUGGAGGCCGUGCCGUGGCUUUUCGCCAUACUUUUCUUUUUCAUGUUGUUUGUUUUGGGGGUUGGUAGUCUUGUGGCACUCCAUGGGACUGUAAAUACAGUGGUGCAGGACCUUUUCCCCAAACUGAAAAGUUGGCAAGUGUCGGCAUACACGGCCAGUGGUGGUUUUCUGAUUGGUUUAAUGUACGUCACUCCGGGUGGCCAAUUUAUGUUGAAUCUGGUGGAUCACUACGCUGGGACUUUUCUCAUUUUUGUGUUUGCGGUGCUGGAAGUGGCCGCAGUGGCGUGGGUUUACGGACUUGAGAACUUCUGUCUGGACUUGGAGUUUAUGUCGAAGAAAAAAGUCAGUGUUUACUGGAGAAUGACAUGGGGGCUGAUAACCCCAGCGCUUUUGUUCAUAAUUUUUGUUUACUUUUGCGUGCGAAACGAAAGAUUAUCGUACGCUUCGUAUCCUUACCCGGAUGGAGUGUUAGCGUUCGGUUGGGCUAUUUUGGGCGUUUCGGUGGCUCAAUUCAUCAUGUGGAUAGUUUACUACAUUUACAAGAACCGUGAUUAUGGAUUCCCUGAAAUGGUAAAUAAGACCUUCGGGCAUGAAAACUGGGGUCCCGUUGGUCAGACCCGCCGCGAAAAUUGGAAAAAAUUCAAAGAGGACGCUUUACAAAAGCGCCGAAAUCAAAAUAAGUCCUUCUCCCGGAAAUAUUUGGAUGCUCUCAUCGGUCGCCAAUAACGUUUUUAUUAAAGUUCCUCACAAAUAAAUUUCGUAUUUUGUGACAGAGUUUGAUGUUCUCAAACGCGAGUUAUUGUACUGUGAUAUUACGCAAUAUACAUUUUUAUUUUAUCAGAUAAUGACUACAUUACACGCUAGUCGUAAAAUGUUAUAGCUUUUUACAAGCUAUAUGAUGUAUUUAAUUGAUAAGAAUAAAACUAAACCAGGCAAAAA
Tribolium castaneum (red flour beetle) is the source of this 2215-nucleotide messenger RNA. Its product is annotated as sodium-dependent nutrient amino acid transporter 1. Bases 122 to 2002 code for a protein of 626 amino acids. Gene Ontology annotation, molecular function: L-amino acid transmembrane transporter activity. The transcript has 9 exons. NCBI's taxonomy places the organism in Eukaryota, Metazoa, Arthropoda, Insecta, Coleoptera, Tenebrionidae. Gene Ontology annotation, biological process: sodium ion transmembrane transport. Gene Ontology annotation, cellular component: plasma membrane. The record is from RefSeq and is a predicted model, not a curated record.